AUGCAUGUCGUGGUUGAUACCGUUGCUGAAUCACUGUCAAAAAGUGCAGAAAAGAUAGAGGAGAAGACAGAGACCACUGCAGCGAAUAAAUCUGAACAAGUAACAUUAACAACUAUACCAACCACAGAAAGUUCUCUGAAAGUUAUAAGCCCAUCUGAAUCCCAUGAAGAACUGGAAUCGAGAAAAGACACAGACGACGACAAAGGUGUACAGUCCAAAGUCGCCAGUAAACCACUGCCAGACAAUUUAUAUAAUCCGGAAGACUCGUUGCAAACCACCACCAUGAACAGCAUUGAAAAAAAGAGGCCUGUAGAAGGCAGUGGAACAAACGUUUCGUUAGAUAUCCCGGUAAACAGCCAUAAUCUAACGACAACAACGGAAGAAAACUCAAUACUUUUUGACACCAAUAAAGAUGCAGCAAACGAAGCGGAACUGGCCACUCCUCAGACAGACAAAAUCAAUGUAACUAUUACCGAAAGCAAAGACAAAAACAGUCUAGAAGCACCCACCACAUAUCAAGACAAAACGACAGACAUGUAUACAGUGACUUCGAGGAAUGGCCAGACUGGAAUAAACGAGUUCUUCCAUCCUUCUACUCUUACAACUACUGGUUUAUUCAGUUACACUACCGAAGUGUCAAGCACAGAGAUGAACACAGAAGCUAAUGACUAUACUGCAGAAGAAGCUUCAAAAACAACAGCUCUUCCAAUUAGUAGCAACAAGCUAGAGACGAAAGAGUUUAUGGAUGUCCCGCAGUCAAAUGGGAAAACUGAAUUUAAUAAAAAUAAAGAAAGCGCAAUUCAGACGACAGAUAGUGCCGUCGAAAUGCGUACUUCAAUUACAGAGCUUCUCACAACCGAGCUUUCAACAACUCCAUCUUCGACUAAUGCCAACAGUGGUAAUCCAGAAAAUGCAUUAACAGAAGUGAUUACCGACCGAAUAACAACAGAUACUUAUUAUUCUCAGGGCUAUGAAACAACAGCAUUACCAGACGUUGUCAACGCACAAGCGAAUGUUAAUUCCCAUUUAAACGCAGAAAAAGAGGAACAAUCUUUAACUAAUAUAGACGAAAAGCUUUCGAAAGACACAGCUGAGAACAAGCCAUCCACGCUUCCAAUAGGCGAAAAACUAUUAGGAAACAGUGAAGAAAAAUCGGUUGAAACUACAACAGAGAAACCAAAAUCACUGAAUGUGUCAACACAAGGAAACCUUUUACAAAAUCCGGCAGAUGUGACAUCAAGAACCUCCGCAGUCAAUAGGACACCGCUCACAAUUCCAUUUAACGACCAAUUUGCAACGAUCACGACAGAAAUGAACAAAAACCCAGGACCUCUGCCAACUGUGGAAAAAAAAGAUAAGCUUUUCACAAGUGCCUCACUUGAAAAGAAUUCCUCGAAUAUAUUAAGCAGUGAACAGUCAACACUUGAAAACACCACUGAGCUCUUAACCACAGUAGUAAAAAAUAGUGGUCGACCAAAAGUUAAAGUAGGCACUACAUCGUUACUGUUAGUCGGUGAGAACUAUGAUUCCAUGGAAGCUGCAGAAAGUGAAAUUGAAACAAGAUUUUCAAGUUCUGCCACUGAACCUAAUAUUUUAAGCACUACCACUUCUAAAACCACUCAUACGCCGUCUGGCUUCAAGAAGAAAUCGGCCGAUUUAUCUUCAGACACAGUAUCCAGAAAUGAAACUUCUGUGUUUGAUUUUACAACACAGCAAUCGGUAAUUAACCGUGACGAACAAAAGGCUCCAAAUGAAGAGUUAAGUUUAACGAAUUCAACAAACAGUAAGCAACAAAGUAGGUGUGAGACAAAUAAAGCAAAGGAAGUAACAGCAGAGUCUGAUUUGACAAACCCUCCGAACAUCACGAAAGUAGACAGCGAAGUUAGCCAAAAAGCCAAAAAAAAUAAAAACUCAGAAAAAACACUGUCAGCAAAAUCGACAAAAAAACAUUCACAAUCAAAGAAAAACAGAACAAAAAGUGAGCGAGCCGAGAUAAAGUUGCAAGAGUCAACAGAAAUUGUUGCAGAAUUCGAUCCUGACGAUCCAGCAGAAAAAAUUCGACAAGGUUGGAGAAGAGCGCUGGACGAAUUGAGACAAAGGUUACGAGCACACUUGGAAAAAAGAAGAAAAAUGAACAGCAAUAAAAAUAAUUUUGGUUCAGAUGCUACUGUUAUUGCUAAGGAAAACAGUGACGCAGGGGUUGACGAACAAGAUGGGCACCGCUACAUUAUUCAGGUUGUUCGAAGUGUAGUUAAAGAGCACAGAAGUGACGCAAAAAGUAACAGACCUCAAGUUUCUUUGUUGCGUUCGGAUUCAGAGGAGGGUGAACCAAUACUGACUGCAGAACAAAGUUUGAAGACCUUACUGGAUGAAAAACAAAAAAGCAAUGUGUCUGAUGAGUUAGUAGCACCUGAAAAAGGCGAUGAUAAAACUGAAAAAUUAAAGACUGCCAAGCCUUUGACCAAGUUCCCAAGCCAUGAUAAUGAAACAAAAGGCAAGAGUGAAAAAGCUGACGGCAUUCUACUCAGUUUCGCCGGUGUUCCCACAAAGAAAGAAUUUAAAAGCGAGGAAGCGAGAGUUAUAAAUCAGACGUCAUUGUUAAUCGCAGAAAACACUACUAAAGUUUCAAAUGACGUACUUGAAGAUGCUAAAUUUGAAAAAAUUGUGGAAAAUGAAAACUUAACGUUGCUGAGAGAAAUUGAGAGUUUUGACUUAAACGGAACAGAAGAAGAAAAAUUUGGUGUUUUGGAUUUAUCAGAGAACUACACAGCAAUACCAAAAGAGACGCCAAAAGAAACGACUACAUCCAUUUUGUACGACCAAGAUUCAUCUGAGAAUUUUCAUAACGUUGGAAUUACCUUGACGACAGAGCCUACCGUGUCGGCUGCAAGCAGUCAACCUCUUAAGAUUAAAGAAGACCUUAUGACUAGUAAAAUUGGCACACACGGAUCAGAAGGUACGUUUGUGAGCAAUGCUACAAAUACUGAAGUACUGGAAGAAACGAAAAAUACAAGUAAGCCACUGAAAACAGAAACUGACGGCAUUUCUGAGGAACGGUCGGACGAAAUAAUAAUACUGAGACUAGAACCAAAAGAAAAGCUGUUGAAGGCAGUAAAAAACCCAGAAGUAGCACUUGUCGUGGAUGAUAAUUAUGAGAGUAGGAGAGUGACAGAGACUGAAGUGGUAGGUGCAGUGGAAUCAGGAAAGAAUCUGGAGUCUGGAGAAAAAUACGAGUGA
Molecule: messenger RNA, 3237 nt
Organism: Enterobius vermicularis (human pinworm)
Lineage: Eukaryota; Metazoa; Nematoda; Chromadorea; Rhabditida; Oxyuridae
Source: the annotation of a GenBank genome assembly